UCCACAGCGGCCGAAGGGGCGGGCUCGGGGGCCGAGGGACCCUGAGGUGCUCGCGGCCUGCUCGGCGGUGCAAGAUGGCGGACAUCUCCCUGGACGAGCUCAUCCGGAAGCGCGGGGCUGCUGCGAAGGGGCGCCUCAAUGCCAGACCAGGAGUUGGAGGUAUCCGAUCUCGUGUCGGGAUCCAACAGAGCCUUCUCAGCCAGCCAGCACGCACCACCACCUUCCAGCAGAGAUUUGAUGCCCGGCAGAAGAUUGGCCUCUCAGAUGCCCGGCUCAAGCUGGGAGUCAAAGAUGCCCGGGAAAAGCUUUUACAGAAAGAUGCCCGGUUCCGGAUCAAAGGGAAAGUGCAAGAUGCCAGAGAGAUGCUGAACUCCCGCAAACAGCAGAGCGCAGUGCUCCAGAAGCCCCGCCAGGUGGCUGAUGCCCGGGAGAAGAUCAGCCUGAAGCGGAAUUCUCCUGCUGCCUUCAUGAGCCCACCCAUCGGGACAGUGACCCCUGCUCUAAAGCUCACUAAAACCAUCCAGGUUCCACAGCAGAAGGCCGUGGCACCAGUUCAUGCCCAUCCUGCUGGAAUGAGGAUCAAUGUCGUCAAUAACCACCAGGCCAAACAGAAUUUAUAUGACCUGGAUGAAGACGAUGAUGUAGCUCCCAUUCCUAGUAAACAGAUGAAAUUUGUAGCCCCGGGCAACUUUCUCCACCAUGUGGCCGGGCUGAGCAGUUCCAAGCUUUCCAUGUCCAAGGCCCUUCCUCUCACCAAAGUGGUUCAAAAUGAUGCAUACACAGCUCCUGCUCUCCCUUCCUCUGUUCGAACAAAAGCCUUGACCAACAUGUCCCGGACUCUAGUGAACAAGGAGGAGCCCCCCAAAGAACUGCCGCCUGCUGAGCCUGUCCUCAGCCCUUUGGAGGGCACCAAGAUGACGGUGAAUAAUCUGCACCCUCGAGUCACCGAGGAAGACAUUGUUGAGCUUUUCUGUGUGUGUGGAGCCCUGAAGAGGGCUCGGCUGGUCCAUCCUGGAGUAGCAGAGGUGGUCUUUGUGAAGAAGGACGAUGCCAUCACCGCGUAUAAGAAGUAUAACAACCGGUGUCUAGACGGGCAACCAAUGAAGUGCAACCUGCACAUGAAUGGGAACGUUAUCACCUCAGACCAGCCCAUCCUGCUACGGCUGAGUGACAGCCCCUCAGUGAAAAAGGAGAGUGAGCUGCCUCGCAGGGUGAAUUCUGCCGGCUCAUCCAACCCUCCUGCCGAAGUGGACCCUGACACCAUCCUGAAGGCACUCUUCAAGUCCUCAGGGGCCUCUGUGACCACACAGCCCACAGAAUUCAAAAUCAAACUUUGAGCAGGGGAGCGCGACAGCCAGAAGUGGGGGCAGAGGAGGGUGGCUCUGUUUCCCAAAGCAAAGCGUGUGACCAAUGGGCCGUCGGACUGGAGGCCCCUGAGUGUGGGAAGGGUCGCCAGGGGUAAAGAGCUUCCUCACUGGACGGUACCCGCCUUUCUGUGUUGUGUUCUACCCUGUGCUCUUCUCUGUGUUAACAUUUCCUUGUAGUAUGUUUUUUCUCUCUCCGCCUCAUCACCAAGGUAGGCUUGUGUCGCUCAGAGUGUUCCCCUAACUUCCACCCCAACUUCAUUUUUUAAUCUGGAAAUAGUGCCCUAAAUUCCCUGGGUGGCUUUCUUGUGACCCCAUGGAAUGCAGGGCAGGGGCUGGUGGAAGGAUGCUGCUUUCUGUUUGCAAGGGUGAGGGGGUGACCCCCUUUCUCAUUUGCACUUUUCAAACAAAGCAGGGAGUGCAAGCCCCUGCCACUGUACUGGGAACCAGGUCAGCUCAGGAGCUGCGCCGCUCGCUCUCCUGGUCACUGGAGGUGGCCUAGGUGGGGGGUCAGGCCACAAGGCCCCCUGUCCUCUUACCACAGUUGGCUCCAGACCAGACUGGUCUAGAGAGGGCCCUAUGGCAAAGUAAAGGGAAGAGUGCACCCCUAGUUCUUGGUUUGGGGGGGCCCAUGUUAUCUGAGGCAACCCAGAGGAAGUUCUUCGCGUUCACAUUUCCCCCCCCCCCCUCGUGUUAUGCCAGGUUCUCCACCCCAGCUCUCUUGGCCUUCUGGGUAUCACUGCUAGAAGGGGCUUGCGUUGUUCGCCCUCCCAUUUCUCACCCAGCCCACACACUCUGGUUUGGGUGCAAAUGCCAGCUCUCCACUAGUUGGAUUUUUCAGUGCAUCUCCCUCCUGUUCUGUGACACUGUGGAUCUGGGAGGUUAUUUGAAGGGGAGACAUUGACUUGCUUCUAGAUUUUUCUGGCCUCAGGUGCAUACAAGACAAUAGUCGGGGAUCCUGAAAGGCAGCAUAUAUCCAGCAGCCACCAGGCGGCACUGUCUCCACUGUUGGGAGUGACCCAUCCAUCCGUGACCUGAGGGUUCUUUUCCUACCUUGGCAGUUGGGGGAGGGGAGCGGUGGAUGGUGUGGAGGGAGUUGAGAGAGCAGAGCAGCUUUUCCAGGUGAGCUGCUGGGUUGUUCCCUCAGCAGGGUUCCAGGCAUUCAGGGCAAAAAGGUAGAACCCCAGGGCAGCCCCUGAAUAGCAAGACAGCAUUGCUCCCCAUCCUCCUCCGCUUCCUGCUGGUUUAUUAGGACUGUAAGGGGAAUCCAGCCUGGCAAAGCUGAGUGGUGGGGAGCAGGAUCCGGGGGGCGGGGUGGGGGGCCUACAGAUCAGUAGCAGGUGGUAUGAAAGGCACAAGCCAAGAAAGUGUGAAGAGGACCUGAGACACUAAGAGCCUCUGGUGACCUGCUUGGGGCCAGCCCAGUGAAGCACAGCCUAGCAGCUCAUGUUGCCGCAGGGUUAAAUCUGUCGAGCAGGAGGGACCCAGGGUCAGAGCCCACUUCAGUCCUCCAGCUCUGAGGUUGUCCAGACCUGGGAAGUCCAAGGAAUGGGCCUGAUGGUGCUCCACUUUCUGGUUCUUUAAAGAAUGCUGCUUUUGUUUCCAUCUUCCCCUUUGAACUUGAGCAGCUGGAAAACAUUCCUCCUACACUUUCCCCUUCUUGGCCCCAGAGAGCACCCACAAGACAGUAGGAUGUGGUUUCUCAGGUCAGGGGACAGUCCAGUCACUGCUUGGGCUCUGCUUCCAGUAGGGACAGUAAGUAUCCUGCCUGCAUGGCUUUUCUCUCCCGUCCCCCCUCCAGUCCCAUGCCAGGCUGCUCUCGUUCUGACAGGGUCUCACUGAGCCCUGCCACAGCCACCUGGCCAUCUGGACCCUGUCCUCUGGGUAGCCACAUGGUACCUUGCAGGGUAGGGCCUGUUUGUCUCCCCUGUUGUACAGGGUGUCAUCGUGGGGAACAGAAGAGAAGGUGGCAGGCCAGUCCUUGUGUCCCUCUCCCCCCUCCCACUCCCGUCCAUUCCCCAUCCACGUCUUGUAUUCAGAAGGAGAGGAAGAGGCUUCAAGGGAUGGAGGAAACUGUGUUACCCAUUUCUGAAUAAACGUUUGUUAUUCCUA
Messenger RNA from Phacochoerus africanus (Common warthog), 3476 nucleotides. RefSeq names its product DNA polymerase delta interacting protein 3 (gene POLDIP3). The record is from RefSeq and is a predicted model, not a curated record. Gene Ontology annotation, biological process: mRNA export from nucleus. Gene Ontology annotation, molecular function: mRNA binding. Lineage: Eukaryota; Metazoa; Chordata; Mammalia; Artiodactyla; Suidae. The transcript is spliced from 9 exons. Gene Ontology annotation, cellular component: nucleus. The coding region runs from base 75 to 1337 and encodes 420 amino acids.